AGUUUCGGCAGCAGUAGACCAUUUCAUCCUGCUCAGUCCGGGCUCUCAUCAGAUUAUUCCCUCUCGUGUAGCCUGCUGACCAUGGCUGGGUUCUCUGUGAGCGACAGCGCGGCGGAGCGUAUCGGAUACAUCACUCGGGCCCAGAGCUUCAGCGCCUGUCACCGCCUCCACAGUGUUCACUUGAGUGAUGAGGAGAAUAAAAGAAUUUAUGGAAAGUGCAACAAUCCCAAUGGUCAUGGUCACAACUACAAAGUGGAGGUCACAGUGCGUGGAAAGAUUGAUUUUCUCACUGGCAUGGUCAUGAACUUGACAGACUUGAAGAGGUGCAUUGAGGAAGUCAUCAUGAUUCCACUGGACCAUAAAAACUUGGAUAAGGACGUCCCAUACUUUGCCAAGGUUGUCAGCACAACUGAGAACGUGGCUGUUUACAUCUGGGAUAACAUGGUGAAGGUGGUCCCGCCCAGCCUGCUCUACGAGAUCAGGAUUUAUGAGACCGAUAAGAAUAUUGUCAUAUAUCGAGGAGAGUAGAAUGUUGAUUAAUUUGAUGUUUGAAACAAGUAUUCUUGUAGAAUUUCUCUUCUAAUAAUGGAAAACACUAUUAAGUGAUUCACAACCUUUUUGUCUGACGAAAACAAAGCAAUGUCUAGUUGCUUCGCCUAAUGACAGUGUGCUCUACAGGUGUUAACCAGAUCAACCAAAGAUUGAUUUUUUUUGUAGCUUUGCUUUAUUUUAUUUCAAACUUAUAUGUAGUUUUUUGUAGCACAGAUGUUUUUUUCUGUCCCAACCCCCAGGUUGGUAAACCUUGAUUUAGACCUUUUACAGAAACCCAAACUGCUUAUAAAACAUUCCUUUUUAUAUUAUAUAAAGUAUAAUGACCAAACAAACAAGAACAACAUGAAAACUGAUUUUUUUUAACAACCUGUGACUUAUGGUGUAAUUACCCGACUCUUGGGGUGUAAUAUCGUCGUAUAAAUCAGUAAAUAUUAAAUACUCACCAGUUCCUACGAGUACUUAAAUGUGGGGACAGUGGAACAAGGGAGUAACAAUUGGGAAUUUUAGAGCAAAGAAGAAAUAAGUUAUACUUAUUAUCAUUAUUAUACUUUAAUUUUACCUGCAGGGUAUUUCAUAGAAAACUAGAUUAUUAUUUUUUUACUGCGCAGGUGUUUUUGUAUAUACUGGGUACCUAAGUAUUUUAGAGGAACAGAUCAAUUAUUUUUACUGUAAGUGAUUAGUAAGUACUGGGUUUUUACAGAGGGUACUAGUGUAAUGAAUUCACUUAAGUACAACAUAUUUGCCCUGUUUUUCUUAAUUAAAGCUAUGAUGGGUAAUGUGUUUUAGAAAUGUUUUUGUUACACUUGUUGAAAACUCUUUACAUCAGGACAUCAAUCAAUAAAUGAAAUGCUCUGACAAAAAAAGAAAUGAAUCUGG
This is a messenger RNA of Cottoperca gobio, 1428 nucleotides long. It is a transcript of the gene pts, whose product is annotated as 6-pyruvoyltetrahydropterin synthase. Gene Ontology annotation, cellular component: mitochondrion. The transcript has 6 exons. The record is from RefSeq and is a predicted model, not a curated record. Lineage: Eukaryota; Metazoa; Chordata; Actinopteri; Perciformes; Bovichtidae. Gene Ontology annotation, molecular function: 6-pyruvoyltetrahydropterin synthase activity. Gene Ontology annotation, biological process: tetrahydrobiopterin biosynthetic process. The coding region runs from base 82 to 528 and encodes 148 amino acids.